AUGUCGAGCCCUCUAGCCAAGGUCCUGCAUAGGAUGCAGGCGCUCUUCUCGAAUAUCGUCGCCGCUCUGGAGACUAUGCUAUUGCUUCCGUCGCUAUUCCGUGAUCCCUCGCGCCGAGGAGGAAAGUCAACUCAUGCAGCUUUCUGGCGACGACGGGCCCUCGACGCCUUUGCCGACGAGAUCGACAUCGUCUUUUCCAAGCCUUUGACUCUGAGAAAUAUGCUUACAAUGUCUGAGAAGAUCCGCGAGCAGUUCAGGAUAGGUCUAGCCUCCAGUCCAAUCAACAUGCUGCCAUCUUAUAACCAUGCUCUACCGUCUGGACUAGAGAAAGGCACAUUUCUCGCUCUUGACGUUGGCGGUUCAACGAUGCGAGUGGCGUUGAUAGAACUGCGGGGACAAGGACAGAUGGAAGUCCUCCGUGUGUCCUCGUCACCAAUUGACAACCAAGUGAAGUUGUUGAAAGGCACUUCGUUCUUUGACUGGAUGGCCGGAAAGAUCGAAGAGAUGCUUCUCGAGGUGGGCACCAACUACGGGCGUGAAGCGACCCCCAUUUCCAUGGGCUUGUCAUGGUCUUUCCCAAUCGAGCAGACUUCCAACAGUAGUGGAUUGGUCAUCCAUAUGGGCAAAGGCUUUCAGUGCUCCAUGGGAACUGUCGGGCAGGAACUAGGAGCCCUUAUAGUUCAGUCAUGCCAGAAGCGUAGCCUCAAUGUCCGAGUGGACGCUAUUGUCAACGACAGCUCCGCCACAUUGCUCUCUCGGGCCUACGUCGACCCCGCAACACGCAUGUCUCUCAUUCUCGGAACCGGGACGAAUGUGGCCAUACAUUUCCCUGUUCAUGCUGUUGGGCUCGGCAAGUUUGGUACAAGGCCAGCUGGCUGGUUCAACUACGCUAAGCAUGUCAUCAUCAACAGUGAGAUGAGCAUGUUCGGUGGUGGGGUUUUGCCGAUGACACGAUGGGACGACAUCCUCAACUGCACGCACAUGAGACCUGGCUACCAACCACUAGAGUACAUGGCCACGGGACGUUACCUAGGUGAGAUCGUGCGACUCAUUAUUGUCGAGGCAGUGGAGGCUGCACAACUUUUCGGAGGAGAGCUACCUCAUUCGAUGCGAGAUGCCUAUUCAUUCGACACCAGCAUUGUUGCCUUCAUUGAAGCCGAUUCAUCGCCGUUCCUUUCCUCAUCAGCCACUCUUCUCCAAAAGGAGCAUACAUUCUCUAGCGCCCCAUCCCCAGAGGACAUGCAAUUCCUCCUGCGAGUCUGUCGAACCGUUUCCAAGCGGGCAGCAGGAUAUCUUGCUACCGCGAUUCACAGCAUGUGGUGCCUGCGCAACGAAGCCGAGUCCCCCGACAUUUCUUCAUCGCCAUCACUCAAGGAGCCUCGCGAGGUAACAAUCACAGAGAGUGGAAGCAACCCCAAUUGCCUGUCCAUCGCGUGCGACGGCAGCGUCAUCAACAAGUACCCCGGGUUCAGAGAUCGCUGCCAGACUUACCUCAACCAGCUGACGCGGGAGACAAACUCGUCCAUGGGUUUGCAGAUCUCGGACAACGGUCCAUGCAUACGACUGGAGCCUGCUCCUGACAGUGCCAUUGUGGGCGCAGCUGUUGCGGUUGCAGUUGCAGUGGCUGAGAAGCCCGAAUAG
Messenger RNA from Aspergillus mulundensis, 1641 nucleotides. Its product is annotated as putative hexokinase. The transcript has a single exon. Gene Ontology annotation, biological process: glycolytic process; intracellular glucose homeostasis; glucose 6-phosphate metabolic process. Lineage: Eukaryota; Fungi; Ascomycota; Eurotiomycetes; Eurotiales; Aspergillaceae. The coding region runs from base 1 to 1641 and encodes 546 amino acids. Gene Ontology annotation, molecular function: mannokinase activity; D-glucose binding; ATP binding. The record is from RefSeq and is a predicted model, not a curated record. Gene Ontology annotation, cellular component: mitochondrion; cytosol.